AGCGCGUGCUGAACGAAGGAGUGAAACAGACGAUGGGAUGCGUAUAGCGUGUGGGUUUGUAGCAGACAGGCUCCAAAGGAGUCAGUGCGGUUCAGAGGCCGCUAUUGAAAUAGUCGUGGCAUUCCCAACUGGGCUACCGCGCUGCGUUGUCGCAUCAUCUCGAUCGUUUUCCCGACCAAUAUACACACGAGAACCACGACGACCACUUUUACGAUUACUACAACUAGCUCUCCCCUUGAUAAUACAAAAAUUUUACGGUUAUUACCUUAACGAUGCAAUAAAAAUAAUCGCGCGCGAACGUGUAUCUUAAUAAUAAAAGAAUUUGUUUAAAAAUUUUUUGAUAACAUACUUAUUUAGAUUUAGUGUGAUUUAAAUAAUAAAAAUUUUUGUGUGUUUUGAGUGUUUUCUAAAAGAAAAAUAAUCGCGGACUAAGAAUUAACUUUUUUAAUAACAUUAAAAAAGUUUGUGUUUAAACAUAUUUUUUUAGUUAAGUGUUUUUUUACUUGUUAAAACCCCAUGAUGAACUCAUAUUUUGAGCCAAACACCUUUUACGGACACCCUCAUCAAAGUGGCUCGGUGACCGGAAGUCACCACCACGAUCAAAAUAGCGCGUACAGACCGUUUCCGAUCGCGCUCGGCAUGUCACCUUAUGCCUCGAGUCAACACCACCAUCAUCACUCGCUGCACCAGGCCAGGCCGCCCCAGGACUCACCUUACGACGCCUCAAUAACCUCCGCCUGCAAAUUAUAUUCAUCAUCAACCGAAUCCCAACAGAACUCAGUCAAUUACAGUUCAAACACGAAACCGGAUUGUUCCAAAGGGAAUUCAGAUCAAAACGGUUACGCUUCCGUCGUAGCCGCCCAAGUUAAAGAUGUUUGGCAAAGCACCACUUCUGGUGGAGGAGCUAAUUUGAGUAGUUCUUUGGGCGGCCCCGUUAGGCCUUCGGCGUGCACCCCGGACUCAAGGGUCGGCGGUUAUGGUUCUUCCGUUGGACUCGUCGGCGGUGAUCCCGCUUCGAGUCCGGGGGCGGCAAGUGGCGGUAGAACGAACGCCCUUAGUGCGUGGAAUAAUCCGUGCUCCCUGAACACAUCGACGUCGCAACCUGUAGGAACACAGCUGCACCAGCAAUCAAACCAUACGUUUUACCCCUGGAUGGCCAUAGCAGGAGGCGUGUACGGAGGCGCAAAUGGACUCCGCAGACGAGGAAGACAAACGUACACCAGGUACCAAACGUUGGAAUUGGAGAAGGAGUUCCACACGAAUCAUUACCUGACGAGGAGGCGGCGUAUAGAAAUGGCACACGCGCUUUGCCUAACGGAACGACAAAUCAAAAUUUGGUUCCAAAACCGAAGGAUGAAAUUAAAGAAAGAAAUUCAAGCGAUCAAAGAACUUAACGAACAAGAAAAACAGGCACAAGCCCAAAAAGCUGCGGCGGCGGCGGCGGCUGCGGCGGCAGCAGCCCAAGUGGACCAGAACUAGUGGAGCGGAUAUACUUAGACGAUCUCGGCGAUUGGCUAGCAGUUGCACUUGUAAAAAUUAAGAACCGAUCCGGACCUCACGCUUCCGGUGAAUGCAACCGUUUUUGGACCCAUUUCGGCCUUUCGCUCGGACCAUCUAAGUGUAUCAACGCCUCACAGAAUACCAUGAACAAAUUUGGAACAAGGAACCAGAUGCACUGAUAAAUACGUACUGAACACCCUCCAAAAUUAAUAAAUCAAAUUUAUUAAUCAAACGAGAACUAUAUAAUUAUUAAAUCGAAUAAUCGAAUAAAAAGUUCUUUUGAAUGAACAAAACUGUGUAUACUAUAGCAUGUAAGUGUAAAAAAGAAAAUUAUUAUAUUCUAGUGUAAGUAAUAAUUAUACGUAAUAUUAAAGUAUAAUUACGUCAAAUGCCAGACAAAAAGUUAGUACUAUUUUUCGAUCGAAGAAAAUCGAUUUUAGGCGACUUCUUUGUGUGCCAUAAUCACGGUGAUGUUAAAUAACGUAAUACGUAAAUGAACACUCCAUUUUUGUUGUUUUAUUUUUAUUAUUAUUUCCUUUCACACCGGUUAUAAAAGCUUCUCUUCUAUCCUAUUAGAAAUUAGAAAAUUUAGUCAUAUAAACAGAAAAGGAUUUAGAUAUCUAUGUAAAUGUUUAAACGUGUAAAUAGUUUGCAGAAAUCUCUCGCCUAAAGAAUUUAUACGUAAAUGUGUGAAUAAAACUAUUAACAAAAAAAAUGAUAGUGUGUAACGUCUUAGAAUUAGAUUGGUAUUAAAAAUGUAGGAUUUUCUUUUGGUCCCAUUUUUAAGUUAGUUAAUUUUAUUUAAGGACUGAACGAUAGUACAACUCAACACGUAUACGGUUUUUCUACUUAAUUAAAAGUUAAAAUUAAAAAUUAACAAAGAUUUCAAUAAAUUGAAUUGUAAAAAAGGUCGGAACUUGUACCUUGCAAUAUUAAGUGUAGUAUUUUUUUAAUAAAUGUAAUUAAUUAAUAUAAAAAACCCGGUGUGAUAAGGAACGAUUAUUUUUUUUA
Messenger RNA from Onthophagus taurus, 2511 nucleotides. Its product is annotated as homeotic protein ultrabithorax-like. Lineage: Eukaryota; Metazoa; Arthropoda; Insecta; Coleoptera; Scarabaeidae. Gene Ontology annotation, molecular function: DNA-binding transcription factor activity, RNA polymerase II-specific; RNA polymerase II cis-regulatory region sequence-specific DNA binding. The record is from RefSeq and is a predicted model, not a curated record. Gene Ontology annotation, cellular component: nucleus. Gene Ontology annotation, biological process: negative regulation of transcription by RNA polymerase II; anterior/posterior pattern specification.